Messenger RNA from Trichoderma citrinoviride, 864 nucleotides. RefSeq lists its product as hypothetical. The record is from RefSeq and is a predicted model, not a curated record. The coding region runs from base 1 to 864 and encodes 287 amino acids. The transcript has 2 exons. NCBI's taxonomy places the organism in Eukaryota, Fungi, Ascomycota, Sordariomycetes, Hypocreales, Hypocreaceae.
AUGCCGAAUCCUCCCAUCGACAUCUCCUCCCUCGCCGCCCAAUCCAACUUGUCCUCCGAGAUACAAGCCAAGCUCUCCUCCGCCCUCGAUGCCGCCAUCAACAAGACCACCGAUGGCGGCCGGAGCAGCAGCAGCGCAAGCUCCUCAUCACACGUCGAGGCCGCAGCCACCGCCAUCGACGAAGCGUGUCCCCGGAACGAAGACGCAGAGAGCUUCCUGUGGUCGCUAUGGAAUCUCCUCAUUGGCAUCUCCAAGCACAUACCCCUCGGCGACGAACGCAUCAACAGGCUCGUCGGGAUCGUCACGAGCCUCAAGGCCAAGCAGGGCGCAGGAACCGUCGACAUCUGGGCGUCGUCGCACAGCUUGUGGAGCGACAUGCCGCUCUUUGGCGCCGUCAUGAGGGAGGCGUGGAACGGCAACCCCGACUUCAACGACUCGCCGGAGGAUGCCACCAAAACCGCCCAGUGGCUAUCCCUCAACACCUUCGCCGCCCGCCUCCUCGGCGCCUCGGUUCAGUCCUGGACGAACCUUGCCCUGUGGGAGCUUCGCGACGGGCUGGAAGAGCCCCUGCCCAGCGGCCAGGCCAGAGACACGCACCUGACUGCCGCGUCGGAGUGGAUUGUCCAGGCCGGCAGGGUGCUAUACGCCGAGGUACGGAACAAGGCACAGCUCGAUGAACGGCAUGUUCGGGCCCUGGGACCAGGCUCCAUGUUGGAGGGAGGCAGCUCGGGCUUCAAUCGGCAGAGGUGGGCGUUUUGGAAGAAGAGGCUGCAAGAGUUGAGCGGGGAGGCGAGUGGCACGGCCAAGGCGAGGACCCAGCAGGCGUUGGAGGUGAUGAGCAGCCUGGAGGCAGGCACCAUAUAG